This is a messenger RNA of Rotaria sp. Silwood1, 687 nucleotides long. NCBI's taxonomy places the organism in Eukaryota, Metazoa, Rotifera, Eurotatoria, Philodinida, Philodinidae. The record is from the annotation of a GenBank genome assembly.
AUGGCUACAGCAAUAGCAUUACCAAAUGUUGAUGAUUGUGAAUCUUGUGUAUUAUGUUCAAAAGAAUAUGAUCGUAUUCGACCUUCAUUUUGUCAAUGUAAACAUUGUUGUAUACCACUAUGUGUGGACUGCAUGAAAGAACAUCACGAGGAAGUUUUACAAGAUGUUGCUCAAAUUUCUCAUCAAUACAAUCAAUUAAAAGAGUUAUUACAGAACAAACAAAAGAUGUUUGUUGAUGAAACAACAAAAUCAAUCGAAGAUAUCAACCAAUAUUUUAAGACUUAUAUCAGUCAACUACUUGAAACAAGAGAAAAUCAUCUUAAAUAUCGAAAAAUCAAAACGAGAUGCACAGAAUUUGACUGUCCAUCUGUUGAUUCAGAAGAUGCUCCUUCGUUUCUUGCUAUCGAGACAAUAACAAUACAUCCGGCAGACUCAAAAAACUUAUCAUGUGAGGUUAUUCCGUUGAAUAUUUCACAACAACCUGCUGUACAGCAAAAUGUAGCAAAUCAACUUGACGAACUUGAUAGCUUUCAUGAUUACGGUGAUGGCAACGGUAUAGAAUAUGAUGAUGCACCAACAACAUACACUAUUGAUCGAAUGGCAAGCGAUGGGGAAAAUAUAAUGUAUACAAGUUAUUAUGAUGAAGAAGCUAAUCUUAUAGCAUACAUAUUGCAUGGGCGAUUUUGA